AUGGCAGAGCAGACGCCAUCAGAGCACACACUCGAUAUCCCUCCUGAAACUCCUCCACCCCUUCACUAUAAUCACAUCAUCACCAACCCCUUGGGUGCUACUGACCAAGAUUUGAACAGGGACAAGGUAGAAUUCGCUCCUUCAACCUUUUUGGAAGCCAGGGAGCUUCCAGCUCCUGUUCCCUCUCCUCCACUCGCUCCUCUUCCCAACACUUCCUACCCAGUGUCAGCUUCUAGUCGCAACGUCCUCUCUUCUCCUCUCCUCUCUCCUUCCCUCCACUCCCCUUCUCCAUCUACAACCUCCUCUCUCUGCUUCCACAACAUCUCCUACUCUGUCGCCAUCCGGCGCCAUCCCCUAGCCUUCCUCCCUGCCAUACCUUCUCUCCGCUCCUCCAUUCCUCGCAACAGCAGUGCUACGGAUGCUCCCACUGAUGUGCCUGUGCAUACCUCUCGACACAGUCAAGCUCCAUAUAAUCACAAUCAGCAGUCUGGCAAGCAGCAGCAGCAGCAGAGGCGCAGCAUACUGCAGGGGAUAUCAGGGUCUGCCAAGGCAGGGCAGGUGACAGCAAUCAUGGGCGCCAGUGGGUCUGGCAAAACCACUCUUCUCGACAUACUCUCCCACCGCAUCUCCCUCCCAUCCACACCACUUCAAAUUCCGUCUGCACCAGAACCCCUUCCUUCACCCUCCGCCUCUCCGCCUCCUGACAUCCCACCCUCCAUAACUCCCCUCCCAACUCCCACCACCGCCCUCUCCCCUUCAAUUUCUCGAAACGGUGCCCCAGUGACUGCCCUCUCCUCUUCCACCCCCGCACUCUCCUCCUCAAUAACUCUGAACGGUGCUCCUGUGACAGCCAGCACCAUGCGACGGGUGUCAGCCUAUGUGAUGCAGGACGAUCUGCUGUUCCCCGCGCUCACAGUGCGCGAGACGCUGUUGUUUGCGGCCGAGCUGAGGCUGGGGAAUGGCAGGGUCGGGCGGAGGGCCAAGGAGGAGAAGGUGGAGGGGCUGAUGCGCCUGCUGGGACUCACUCGAGUGGCUGACUCGCGGAUUGGAGAUGAGAACAGAAGUGCGCGGGACGGCAGGCAUGAUAGCAUGUGGGAGGAGAAGGUAGGUCGUACAGGGAUGUGUGGUGUGAUGCAGGACGAUCUGCUGUUCCCCGCGCUCACAGUGCGCGAGACGCUGCUGUUUGCAGCCGAGCUGAGGCUGGGGAAUGGCAGGGUCGGGCGGAGGGCCAAGGAGGAGAAGGUGGAGGGGCUGAUGCGCCUGCUGGGGCUCACUCGAGUGGCGGACUCGCGCAUUGGGAAUGAGAACAGAAGUGACCUUCUCUCCCCUUGCUCAUUCACCCACUACAGAGGCGUGUCAGGUGGCGAGCGCAAGUGGGUGGCGAUAGGAGUGAAGAUGGUGGGGGACCCAACGCUGCUCUUAGUACUCAACCCGGGCUACUCCCUCUCUUCCUCCCUGUUCAUGCAUUCAUUUUCUAAUCUCAGGGGCGUAUCAGGCGGCGAGCGCAAGAGAGUAGCGAUAGGGGUGGAGAUGGUGGGAGACCCCUCGCUGCUCUUCCUGGACGAGCCCACCUCGGGCCUCGACUCCACCUGUGCCUUUCGCGCGUGCUCCAACCAAACACCCCCUCCCUUCCCCUCCUCCCUCUCCUCUCCCUUCAGAGGUGUGUCAGACGGCGAGCGCAAGAGAGUAGCGAUAGGGGUGGAGAUGGUGGGAGACCCAACACUUCUCUUCCUGGAUGAGCCUACUUCGGGCCUCGACUCCACCAGUGUAUCGGGUGGCGAGCGCAAGAGGGUGGCGAUAGGGGUGGAGAUGGUGGGAGACCCAACACUUCUCUUCCUGGAUGAGCCCACCUCGGGCCUCGACUCCACCUGUGCCUUCCACGUGGUCAAGGCAGUCCGGGACGUGGCCAGAUUGCGAAGCAGCAUCGUGCUUAUGGUGCUGCACCAGCCCAGUUUCAGGGUCCUCAAUCUUCUCGACAACCUCCUCCUCCUUGGAUCCGGGCACACGGUUUUUUCGGGCUGCCCGUCCGAGCUGCCAGGCUAUCUCACGGAUUUUGGCUGCCCGGUGCCGCCCUUUUCCAACCCAGUGGAGUUCACACUUGAUCUUAUCCAGUCGUUGCAGAUGGAAGGGCAGCAGGAAGGGCAGGGAGGGCUGGGAGGGGAGAGUGGUCAGGGAGGGCAAGGGGGACUGGGAGGAGUGCGAGGGGCGAGAGGGCAGGAAGGGGGAAAUGUGGGUAGAAAGGGACAGGACGGGCAGGAGGGAAAGGGAAGAUUGAAGGGAGGAGAGGAGCAGGAGGAUGUAGAGGCACAGUGUGGGGUGAAGGUUAAUGGAGUGCCACAACAAGCAAACGGCGGUGCUGGUACACCUGGCAUCCAGCGAUUGGCUGACUUCCACCGGGAAUGGCUGUGGGUGCUAACCGCACGGUCGGCUAUUGUGAUUCGCCGCACUCCAGCACUGUACCUGCUGCGCCUGCUGCUUAUCAUGAUAACGGGUCUGCUUAUAGCAUCACUCUUCUGGCAACCAGAGUUCAACACACGUGGAGUGCAUGAGCGCCUGGCUUUCAUUGCCUUCCUCACAUGCACGCUCUUCUUCUCCUCUGGGGAUGCAACUCCGCUCUUCAUUCAAGAGCGCAACAUAUUUGUGAGGGAGACGACGCACAAUGCGUACCGCCCGUCCACCUACCUGCUGGCCUCCACGCUCGUCUACCUGCCUCUGCACCUCCUCAUGUCCCUCGCCAUCACCCUCGAGGCCUGGUGGUGCCUCAGCCUCACAGGGGGAGCUGCUGGGCUGGCCUUCAUGGUGCUUGUGUGCUUCUGCUGCCUCUUCACUGGGAAUGCCAUUGCCACCUUCGUUAGUGCCACAGUCAACAAUGUCAUUCUCGCCUAUGCGGUGGUAAUCACUGUUCUGGCCAACUUUGCCCUCGUCUGCGGCUUCUAUAUAGAGCGAGCCAGCAUCCCUUCUUACUGGCUCUGGCUACACUACAUUUCUCCCCUCAAAUACGCUUAUGAGGCGCUUGCUCUUAACGAAUUUGACCGGGUGACCUCGCUCUGCUACCUUUCUGCACGUGAUAUCUACUCCUCUACACCGCUCUCAGUUCUGCUGGAUGAAAUCGAUAUGCAGAGGUCACUCGUUGCAUUGCGUCCUGCUCUGAUUGGCUCCCCGUUUUCUGAGGUGUCAACAUCCACCUGUCUUCAGACAGCAGCAGCAGCAGCCAUGGAUUGGUUCUCGGCGCAGGUGACGUCGCUCGGGCUGGGAGAGCUCCCGGACAUUGCGGGAGCCGUGAACAAGCUGAGCGAAACGGUUAUGAACAUUGAUACGUCGGGAUUCGACGGCGGGCUCGGUCUCGACUUCCUCCCUCCUGUAAUCGAAGACAAGCCAGCGGCGAGCUCGUCCUCUCAGACGACCAAGCCCAGAGCAACCACAGAUGGCGCUCGAACUGCUUCCGCUCCCUCCACAGCCACCGCUCGAGCUUCUGCUCCUGCUGCUCCUUCCGCCGCCUCUCCAGCAAAAGACAAGGCCCAUGAGGCGUCAGUAGGCUCCAACACACCUGAGAAAGCAGCUCCAAAGCCUGUAACGGGAACAGCUGAAGCGUCUCCAGCGAGAACGGCUUUUACAGCUGAAACUGCACCUCCACCACCAGCAGGGGGUUUGGCGAAGGGAAAGGAAGCAGAGGCGAAGGCGGCAGGGGGUGGAGGUGCGAAGCCGGAGGCCUUGGAUACCCCACCUGUGAUUGCAGCAGGAGACGCAGCAACAGCGCCAGCCGCAACACCAGGAGUUGAGUCUCCCUCCCAAAUAGCACCAGCAGCAGCGGUAGAAAACCAGGAGGGAUCAAGCGAUGCUGUGAAAGGAGCAAGCGACGCAAUGAAGGUAGAAGAGGAUGAGGAGGGAGGAGCAGGGUGGGCAAUAGAUGAGCCAGACUCUGAAUCAGCAGCUGCAACGGUUCCUGCGUCCGCUGCCUCCGAGCCUGUUGCUGCAGCUACGGCCGUUUCUGCCGAAACUGCUUCCGAGCCGGAGGUCGAGGAAGAGCCCAAACCUACACCAGGUUCGGCAGAUGGCAGAGCUGUUGCAGGGAUGGGAGGAGAUCAGGCAGAGGAAGGGGAGGGGUGGGCUGCAGUGAUUGAAGAGGAUGACGUUAUAACGAACGGGGGAGACGCAUCAUUUCCUGGUACAGAUGCUGGAUUGAAAGAUGGCUUUAAGAAGUCAGAGGAUGCUGCAGGAGAUGAGGCUGCUGGUGCUGGUGCUGGUGCUGGUGCUGGUGCUGCGGACAGUACUGCUGUUGAUGCUGGUGCUGGGGCAGGUACUGGGGCAGGUGAUGAUGGUUCAUCAGCUGCUGCAGCAGCAGCUAAUGCGUCGUCCACGCCUCUGCCGUUCAGCGGGUUCGAAGCAGCAUCAGAGGCCGUUUUCAGCAUAGACGACGGGGAAGGGGAGGGAGAGGAGGAUGGGGAGGGUACCCCUGCGCCAUCCCCCAUCAAACCCUCUGUGUCACCACCAGUCAGGUCGCCGAUCAAGUCACCAGUCAGAUCACCAUUCGGUGAUGCUUCUGCUUCUGCAUUCCCUGCGUCUCCCGCAGGAGCUGCCGCCACUGCCCCCCUCGUUCCUGUUGCUGCUAGCCCUCAAGCGGAUGGUACUCGGGCAGCUACGGAAAUCGAAGCAGCGGCAGGUGAAGAAGCAGCUGCAGAAAAGGGGCUUGCAGCUGAGAGCGGUUCUGAUGCCUCUCCAGCAGCGGUUUUUCCCAUUGCAGGGGGAAAAGAGGGCUCUGAAGCUGAUGCACAGGCGAGCGAAGAGGGAAGGAUGUCUUUGAAUCAGGAAUCAGGGGCAGAGGAGGAGAAAGUGGUAACGCAGAAUGACGAAGGAGAGGAGACAGACGGAUGGGAGGCAGAUGCAGGGGAGGGACAUGCAGGGAAGGCUGGGUCGGGGGAGGCAGGCUCAGGGGAGGCAGAUCCAGGGCAGGCAGAUGCAGGGGAGGGGGCGGAUCUGGCGACCUUGGAGAGCGCCCUGCAGCAUGCGGGCAAGCAGGCACAGACAAAGGCAGACGAAUUGGCCCGGGCGAUGACACUUAAUGACGAGCUUCGGGCUGAAUUAGAGGACUGGAAGGCAAAAAAGAACAAUGACGCGGAACUAGAAGCCCUACGGGAGGAGUACCAGCACCGACUGGGGGCAGCUGAAAGAAAGGUGUACGCUCUGACCAAGGAGCGGGACAUGUUGCGGCGGGAGCAGAGCCGCAAGGCUGACACGUCAACGCUUCUGAAGGAGAAGGAUGAGAUCAUUCGGCAGGUCAUGGCGGAAGGCGAGGAACUUUCCAAGAAACAGGCCGCACAGGAAGGGGCCAUGAAGAAGCUUCGCACUCAGCUCCGAGAGAUGGAGGAAGAGAGGACCCGGCUACAAAAUCGCCUUCAGGUGGAAGAAGCUCGGGUGGAGAGCAUCAAGAAAGACAAAGCAGCCACUGAAAAGGCCCUUCAGGACGCCGUAGAACGCGGGCAGGCUGAUCUCGCCGCCCAAAAAGAUUUCUACGUUUCUGCCCUUUCAGCUGCCCGGGAGGCGCAGGCUGCAGCAGAGGCGCGGGCGGACAGCGAAGCAAAGGCAGAGGCGGAGAGGAAGUUGAGGGAGGCGGGGGAGAGGGAGAGGGCGCUGGUGAUGACUGUGGAGGAGCUCCGGCAGGCUCUCACUCGCAGCGAGCAGCAGGCAGGGUUUCGGGAGCAGAUGCUUCGGCGGGACUUGGAGGAUAUGGAGAAGCGAUGCCAGGCGGCGGAGGCUCGGCAUGAGGAGCUGGUGGCUCGGAUACCGGAGUCGACCCGCCCGCUGCUGCGGCAGAUAGAGGCGAUGCAGGAGUCGGCCAACACGCGCAUGGAGGCGCUGUCAGGAGUGGAGAGGGCGCUGAAUGCCAGACUGCAGGAGGCAGAGGCGAAGGCGGCAGUGGCGGAGGAGAGGGAGCGAGUAACGAGCGAGCGGCUGAACCAAACGCUGUCCCGCCUGGCAGUCAUGGAAGCCCAGCUGUCCUGCCUGCGCGCCGAGCACUCCCAGCUCUCCCGCUCCCUCGACAAGGAGCGCCAGCGGGCCGCGGAGAAUAGGACGGAGUAUCUGAGUGCGCAGGAGGCGAAGGUGGCGGCGGAAGGGCGGGUGAAGGUGGUGGAGGAGGAGAUGAGGGAGGUGAAGGCGCGAUGGCGGAAGGAGGUGCAGGAGGAGCGACAGAGGAGGGAGCUUGUAGAGCAG
Closterium sp. Yama58-4 is the source of this 6210-nucleotide messenger RNA. The record is from the annotation of a GenBank genome assembly. Lineage: Eukaryota; Viridiplantae; Streptophyta; Zygnematophyceae; Desmidiales; Closteriaceae.